CACUUCCUCUUCCUCUUAAUACAUAGACAGAUAACAGUUAUACAGACUGACAGUUGUUUCCUGCGAAUAGAAUCGUAGAAGGUGGACAGGAAGAGAGGUGUCACAACAAAGGUGGCCCUAUUAGGCUACCGAAUAUAGGAGAGCCAGCCCGGGCAGUCCCGCAGCCGAGCGCAGCCAGGCGCGCGCCGACGCCCACUCCGCCCUGUGCCUGCUGCAGCCCGAAAGUGACCCGGGCUGGGAGCGGAGGGGACAGCGAAGAUAGCGAGCUCCGGCCUGAGCGAGCGGGCGUGUCAGCCACGGGAGGACUACCUGGAGGACAUGGAGGAAAGACCCGCCGCCGAGACCAACUCCAAUGUGGACAGCUCAGCGCAGCCUUCGGUGGCCCAGCUGGCGGGGCGGUUUCGGGAGCAAGCAGUUGUGGCCAGGGACCCGACACCAGCCAGUAAACCAACAAGAAGGAAACCACCCUGCUCCCUACCCCUGUUCCCCCCAAAGGUAGAGCUGGGCCAGAAUGGUGAGCAGAAAUCGCCGUCCAGCGCCAGCCACCCCCCUAAAAUCAAGGUGAAGAGCUCACCUCUGAUCGAGAAGCUGCAGGCCAACCUAGCCUUUGACCCAGCAGCUCUCCUGCCUGGGGCUUCCCCCAAAAGUCCUGGACUCAAGGCCAUGGUGUCACCAUUUCACAGCCCCCCCUCCACACCCAGCAGCCCUGGCCUUCGCUCUCAGCCAGGUGAGGCAGAAGAGGUGCCUGUGAGCUUUGACCAGCCUCCGGAGGGGACUCACCUGCCCUCUUACAACAAGGUUCGGACUAGAGGCUCGAUAAAAAGACGUCCUCCCUCCCGGCGAUUCCGAAGGUCUCAGUCGGACUGUGGGGACCUCAGAGAUUACAGGGCUGUGGAAGCGUCUCAGGAAAACGGUGCCAGGGAUGAGAAUGGAGAUGAUGUAUUCCCUAGUAAAAGCAAGGCCCCCGGGUCCCCCACACCCAACCAGGAGGCCAUGGGAGACGGGGUGGAGAGGACCCUGGGGGCUGCUGAAAAGCCUUUGAGGAGGAGCAUGCGCAACAGCACAGAGAAGCCAGAGGAGCAGAUCGGGACCCCAGAGGAGGCCAAUGCUGGAGAGAAGGCUGGACAGAAUCCAGACACAGCUAGCCAGGGCAGUCCUGAGGUCCCGGAGUCACCCCAAACCUGCAGCCCACAGUCUGAGAAUGGGUGUGGAAGCCCACUGGAAGAGUCCGCCCCUGGAGAGCAUACAGACACUGGGAAGGCCACAGCAGGGACAGCCUCCGAGGAGAGGGUAGCAGAUGAAGAGGACAGGCUCGGACAAAGAAGCCCAGAUGCGAAUACGCUGGAGGAGGGGGCUGAAAUCAGGGAGAAGGCUCCGCCAAGUUCUUCUGGAAGGAUAGAGGGCAUCAUUGGUGCAGAUCCGGAGACAAAGCAAAAGGAAGGGGCACCUCAGGAGCUGAGCUGCAGCCCGGGGGCCCACCAGGCCCCAGCAGAGACCAGCAACGAGAUCCAGAAUGAUCACGGCGUCCCCAAGGAUGGCAUGCCCAUGGAGGAUACUCGAAUGUGAUGAAGAGCUCUUGGUGUCAGUGACGAGGCCACCGGAGGCAUCCCCUUGGAAAUGGCCGCAACAAUGGCAGCAGCGGCAGAGCAUGAAGCCACUGCAGACGCAGACUACACUGAGCAUCUGGACUCAGCCCGGGAGGCGGGGGGGGGGGGAUUGUCCCCCGUCGGCCACGCCAGAGGCUUCCUCCUUGGGGAUGAGCGUUGAGGACAGUAGAGUUUUAUCAACUGGAGUCUGUGUCAUUUGAUGGACUUGACUCAGAGUGAGACGUUUUUAAAGGACUCUGCUUUGGUCCCCACUCCUCGGCCAUGCUGGCCAUUCUUUGCUCGCCCAGCUCUUCCUGCAGCUGACCUCCCAACUAGGCUCUUGUUGAAAUUGGGUGAAGUUACUGCCUUUUCAAUGUUCUAAAGUUUUUAUGGGUUCUCAGAGGUAACUUAAACCAGUUUUAGAUAAAGAGGAUAGUCUUAUGGAAAAUAAAAUCCUCUAAGUGACAGAGAACUGAAAACAUAUCAAAGCCCUCAAGACCGCCAACCAAUUUCAAAAGCAUCGGACUCAAAGAGAUAUUUAUUAAAACAUUUGAAAACUUGUUCCUUUCCUGUCACGUAGUCCGGCCGAUGACAAGAAGGGGGUGACUGGCCCAUUUCAUCCCAUCCUGCCGAGGCACAGGAAUUCCUGUGGCUUUGUGCUUCAUUUCCUCCCCUGAAGGUGCCAUAGUAUGCCUGCCUGAUGCUACCAGCAUGGGUCACACUCUUCCACAAUGUUACACUUGAACAUGAAAUGGACUGACUUUGAGAGUCCACAGCUCAUCGUCUUCUGAGAACAUCUCUCUUAGUUUCUCUAGGAAGGUUUUAUUUGUUUGAUUUCCUUUUUUUUUUUUUUAAUUUCACUAUGUAGCCUUCAACUCACUAUGUAGCCCAGGUUGGACUUGAACUCAUGAUUCCCCCUGCCUCUGCCUCAGGAUUGUAGGGAUGCAUCACCAUGCCCGGCUCUCAGUAAGCAUCCAAGUCCAAGUUCUUCUCCUGGACUCAGAAGGCGCGAGAUCGGGUUCUGCCUGUUUGCAUCAGGAACUCUCAUCUGGAGAUGAAAGAGGGUUUGCAGGGAUGGGGGUCUGAUACCCAUUCCUCUGAUACCCUCGCCUCCUCCCUUCCUCUCCCGUUUUCACACACUCCUGCUGAAGAAAUGUUAAACUAAAUAAAUGAUGAAUCUUCA
Molecule: messenger RNA, 2769 nt
Organism: Meriones unguiculatus (Mongolian gerbil)
Lineage: Eukaryota; Metazoa; Chordata; Mammalia; Rodentia; Muridae
Gene: Rcsd1
Product: RCSD domain containing 1
Exons: 8
Coding region: 319-1566 (415 amino acids)
Biological process (GO): skeletal muscle contraction; protein localization to endosome; retrograde transport, endosome to Golgi
Cellular component (GO): early endosome; WASH complex
Molecular function (GO): retromer complex binding; actin filament binding; phosphatidylinositol phosphate binding
Source: RefSeq, a predicted model, not a curated record